Poecilia reticulata (guppy) is the source of this 4003-nucleotide messenger RNA. RefSeq names its product bromodomain containing 2b (gene brd2b). The record is from RefSeq and is a predicted model, not a curated record. Gene Ontology annotation, cellular component: chromatin; nucleus. Gene Ontology annotation, biological process: chromatin remodeling; regulation of DNA-templated transcription. Lineage: Eukaryota; Metazoa; Chordata; Actinopteri; Cyprinodontiformes; Poeciliidae.
UUCAUUUCAGAGCUGCGUAGUGGUUGUGAGGUUGAACAGCAGCGACAACAGCGGUUGAAAAAAAGGAGAGAAUUUGAUGGUAAUAACAGUCCGCCCUCAGCCCAAUGGAAGCGGCCGUCAACCCACCUCAAGACAGCUCUCUGGUUGGGUUGUCCAGUGGCAUGUUGGAUCAGCACUGCAGCUCGGGAAAACGCAUUCGCAAGCCCUCCCUGCUGUACGAGGACUUUGAAAGCCCCUCCUUGCCACACACAAUGACCCAGGCCACCCCUGCCCCUCCGCAGCCCCCGGUGAAGGACCCCAGCCGACCAGGCCGCAUGACCAACCAGCUGCAGUACCUCCAGAAAACCCUCAUCAAGUGUUUGUGGAGGCACCACUUUGCCUGGCCGUUCCAUGAGCCUGUGGAUGCUUACAGACUAAACCUGCCAGAUUAUUAUAAAAUCAUCAAACAACCAAUGGACAUGGGGACAAUAAAGAAGCGUUUGGAAAACAACUUUUACCAAAGUGCCGGAGAGUGCAUUCAGGACUUCAACACAAUGUUUACUAACUGCUACAUCUACAACAAGCCUACUGAUGACAUUGUGCUGAUGGCCCAGUCCUUGGAGAAGAUCUUCCUCCAGAAGGUAGCUCAGAUGCCCCAAGAGGAAGUUGAGCUGCCUCCUCCUGCUCCUCGGAGCAAGAACAGCAGAGGAAGAGGCCGCAAGUCUAACCCAUCUCGGGCUCAGCAGGUGCCAGCGGUGUCCCAGUCCGCCUACUCACCGUCCUCCUCUGAUACUGGUGACUCCAUGCUGGCCAGCUCUCCUCAGACUGUUCUAACCAAGAGUCUGCCUCCAGCGAACAUCAUGGGCCUGCCUCCUACGCAGCCUACCACUAAGAAAAAAGGUGUGAAGCGUAAAGCGGACACUACAACUCCCUCCACCUUGGGUUUUACUGUUGGCAUGUCGGGAUCAACACACAUGGUGGGCUUGGGGAAAGGAGGUCAUGGGGGUCAAGUCCAUGACACCUCCAUGCACACCAUCUCCUCCAUGGGCAGCAUGAGCCUGGAGACCCCACCUGGCAUGGGCCUGGUUAGGAGCUCCGGAGGUCCCGUUCUCCUGCAGCCGAUGAUGGCCGGGACGGGCCGAAGGGUGGGCAGCGGCCGUCCCAUCAAACCGCCUAAGAAGGACCUGCCUGACUCUGUCCAGCCUCAGCUCUCCAAGAAAGGCAAGCUGAGUCCCCAGCUGAGGUACUGCAGUGGGCUGCUCAAAGAGAUGCUGUCAAAGAAGCACGCGGCGUACGCUUGGCCCUUCUACACGCCUGUAGACACGACUGCUCUGGGGCUUCACGACUACCAUGACAUCAUCAAGUGUCCCAUGGACCUCAGCACCAUCAAGAGAAAGAUGGACUGCCGUGAAUACAGGGACGCCCAACAGUUUGCCAGCGACGUCAGACUGAUGUUCUCAAACUGCUACAAAUACAACCCACCAGACCACGACGUCGUGGCGAUGGCACGGAAGCUGCAGGAUGUUUUUGAGUUCCGUUUUGCCAAGAUGCCAGACGAACCGCCGAUGGAACACACGGCCAUGUCUGUCAUCGGACAUCCCACGUCGUCUUCGUCAUCUUCUUCGUCCUCCUCCUCGUCCUCCUCCUCCACCUCUGAGAGCGAGCCCAGCAGCGACAGUGAAGAGAGCGAGAGCAGCCUGAGCUCAGACAGCGAGGAAGAGCGUGCACACCGCCUGGCCGAGUUACAGGAUCAGGUGUGUACUCAGCUCCGGGCCGUGCAUGAACAGCUGGCUGCACUGUCUCAAGGUCCCAUCGUCAAACCCAAGAAGAAGAAGGAGAAAAAGGAGAAGAAAGAGAAGAAGAAAAAGAAGAAGGUAGAAAAGCGUAGUCGUGCUGGACGGAGCAGAGCCGGUUCUGAGGAAUGGAAGAUGCCGGGCAAGAUGUUGAAGAGCAAAUCAGCCAGAGCUGGAGUCUCACAAGCGAAGAGAGCCCAGACAAAGAAGAGCAACAAGAACAACAAGACAGCAAAGAAACCUUUCUAUCCAACGUUGGCCCCGUCCACGCUUCCCCACUACGACUCUGAGGAAGAGGAGGAGAUCGUUCCCAUGACGUACGACGAGAAGCGCCAGCUCAGCCUCGACAUCAACAAGCUGCCGGGCGAGAAGCUCGGCCGGGUGGUUCACAUCAUCCAGUCCAGGGAGCCGUCCCUGAGGGACACCAACCCGGAGGAGAUCGAAAUCGACUUUGAAACCUUAAAGCCGUCGACGCUGAAGGAGCUGGAGCGCUACGUCAUGACGUGUCUGAGGAAGAAACCCCGUAAGCCUUACGGUGAGCAAGAAGUGAAGAAUAAAGGCAGUAUGUCUAAAGAGGAGCUGACUCUGGAAAAGAGGAGGGAGCUGGAGAGGAGGCUGCAGGACGUCAGUGGUCAGCUCAACUCGGUUAAAAAACCCACUAAGCCUAAAGUGGAAAAGCCCAGCGCCGUGGAGGCGCACGCCCAGCCCUCACGCCUCAGCGGCAGCAGCUCCAGCUCGGACUCUUCCUCCUCCUCCUCUUCAUCCUCGUCGUCAGACACAAGUGAUUCAGACUCGACUUGAAUUCAUAAACACAGGCUUAAAACAAAAGAAGCACUGAUAACUCAGGGACUUGGGCUGGCCCAGGACACAAUACGCCCUGAAACAUUUUUUUUUCUUUUUUUUCCAACUGAGAAAUCAGCUAAAUUUGUUGUGAAUGUGGGACUAAAAGAUGCAAAUCCCCAAACACAAAAUGCCUUGGUUUUUCCUCCCCCGGCUUUGUAAAUACAUGUACAAUUUUAUUGUUUCUUUUAUAAAGAAGAUUUUUAUUAUCCCCAAAGAGGGAGGCGCUAUUUAAAAAAAAAAAAAAAAAAGAAGAAGAAAAAAAAAAAAGCGACGUGGAAAGACGGACUGUACUCAGAUCUGCGAUUGGCUGGCACUUAAGUUUAUCCUGAAGAGAUGAACAAGUUGUUUUCUCCCACAUCUCAAAACAUCCUGGAGUUUGAAGUCAGGAUGUAGCGGACCUUAGCUUUCUUAAAUUUAACUUCAGUUCUUGUUUGAUUUUAAGGUGAACUCUAAAGCUCAGCGUUAAAUGUUGAAGGAACCAGAUAUUAGCAGAACUCUGUGCUUCCUUCUCAUGUUCCAGACCCAACAGCAUGUUAGCAGUGUUUAAAAGCGACCAUAUGGUGCUUUUCAUACUUAUGUAAAAACCCGAAGUCGAUUACAUUUAACGGUUUGAAGCACGACUUGUUCCUCUCUGUGUUGCGGUGACAUUUCUGCUGUAGUCAGUCUUCAAUCCUGUACAGUAGUGGGUUUGUAGAACUGUAUAGAAUAAGUUUGACCUACUGUAAUUACAAAGUUUAGCAGUAAGUUGCACAUUUUCCAGAUUUGACUGAUUUAGUGGGAGUUCUCCUAAAAUUUCAUUGUUUUUUGUUUUUGUUAUUAUUAAAAUGACACUAACUGAAAAAAAUGCUGCAGUUUUUCCUUCAAAAGAAACGGAAAAACAAAAGCAUCAAAACCAUCAGGCUCCUGAAUGUUAUGCUUAUUGAACACAUCUUUAACACUGAAAUAUUUUUUCAGACAAAUAUUUUUGGUUGCACUGCAAUUACUGGAGCAAGUGUGGCUGCUUAUUAAAACAAGUUAUUUUAAGUUCCCCCUUUAAAGAAAUUAAGUGGGAUCCUGAAACUACAAAAAGUUGAACCUGCUGUUGAAUGUUCACAAAAAGAAACGCUUGUAUAAAAUACUUUAACUGUAUUUGCUGUUGCACAAAGUAAUGUAUUUCUGCUUUUUCAACUUUUUCCCCUUUUUAUGUGUUAAUGUCAUUCCAGUAGUUGUUUACACUGUUAAGACUGCUGCCUCCCUGUUAAGCUAAUCACUUCUAUUAGAGGAAACCCUCUCAUUGGACUGUAAAUUACACCAAAUAAUCUCUUCUGUAGGACUAAUGUGAGUUUUGUGUCUCUGUUUGACAUUUCUAGUUUGUAUUAAAAACCCAGUGUGCUGGAGUUGUUCCAAAA